Molecule: messenger RNA, 924 nt
Organism: Vitis vinifera (wine grape)
Lineage: Eukaryota; Viridiplantae; Streptophyta; Magnoliopsida; Vitales; Vitaceae
Product: CRIB domain-containing protein RIC6
Exons: 3
Coding region: 4-648 (214 amino acids)
Source: RefSeq, a predicted model, not a curated record
AAGAUGAAAGGCCUCUUGAAAGGCCUAAGAUACAUUUCACAAAUAUUUGAUAAUGAAAAGGAACAAGAAAUGGAGAUCGGAUAUCCCACAGACGUAAAGCAUGUGGCUCAUAUAGGCUGGGAUGGCGGUCCAUCGGUAAAUACACCUAGUUGGAUGAGCGUAGAUCCUGGAUUGAAAGACGGCCAACCUCAAAAUUCUCAGGCUUCACGCUUACCGGACAUGCCCAGGUCAUCGAGACGCCAAUCAUCCACAGGCGCUUCCGCCUCCGUCACCUCCGAGCAAUCAGACGUACAGAGGCGAUCGAGGAGACAUCAUUCUAGCUCUUCAACUAGUUCCCUACCAAGGGAAGCAACCGGUAAAACCAAACCCAGGCAGCCCCGAGAGGGAAGCCAAGGCAGUGAGUCGCCCUCCCGUAACCCAACUGAUAUACCCAGGAAAAACCGACAAAAGAAAUCAAAGGACUCGUCCAAGGACGGUGGGGGGUCGUCGAGAUCGAGAGCGAGAGCGAGAUCUCAAACUUCUAACACUUACGCCCCAUCACCCUUCUCGGAUCCAGGGUGUGGAACCGAGUCUAGAUUCCUGAGCAAUGAAACGUCAGCUGGUUUAGAAGAAGUUGGAGAAGAAGGGAAAAAAUGUAAUGAAGUUUGAUGAAAUCUUCAUGCAGUGCAAGAAGAAGAAGAAGAAGCCCGAAUGCUUGAGGUGAAGGAGGGUUUGUUUGGAUGCCAUGGGAGAAGCUUUGGAUAAAAUCAAAUGUACAGAAAGGUGUUUUCCUCGACUGGGUUACAGCCUGCAGUUCAGAAUUCCUCUGGGCUUUGUUCAUAGUUUCAAUCCUUAGCCACUCUGUGUAUAUUUCAUGGUAUUUUCAAUUUUGGCCCAUCACUUUUUGUUAGGCGUCAAUUAUUAAUGCUUGUUCUUCAAAGUCUU